Bemisia tabaci is the source of this 527-nucleotide messenger RNA. RefSeq lists its product as uncharacterized. The record is from RefSeq and is a predicted model, not a curated record. Lineage: Eukaryota; Metazoa; Arthropoda; Insecta; Hemiptera; Aleyrodidae.
AGCCGAAUUCAUAUACGCCAAACUCGGUCGCUGUCCCAUCAUAACCGUUCAUCUUUUCGGACAGCCAGCGCCACACAUCCAUCCUCCACAGACAAUAUGUUCAUCACAACGAUAUUCUUCCUUCUGGCUGCCGCCUUCACCCAGUCUGCGGUCAUCCCAGCGCCUUUGGUGGCCCCGUACGCAACCAGCUACUCAGCGCACAGCAUCAACCACGCCUACGCUGUACCAGCUGUCGCGUCCGCUGUCCCUGCCGUCCCUGCCGUGGCAGCACCUCUCACCGCCGCCCCCGCCCCCGUGGUGCCCGCCUACCGCCCUUACGCCUACAACCCUUAUGCGCCUGCAUAUGCUGCCCCUUACACUUACCCUUACUUGCUGUAGAACCUCCAUACCUUGUGCAGCAAUCUUCUUAUGAUGGCUCAGAGAACCAGACGUUUACCCAACAUUGAAGAUCUAAAUUGAAUACAUCUUUAUGCUAAAAGGAACUAUGUGCAUAGGGUUUAUUGCAACAUAGUUCCUUUUAGCAUAAU